Messenger RNA from Kuraishia capsulata CBS 1993, 426 nucleotides. RefSeq lists its product as uncharacterized. The coding region runs from base 1 to 426 and encodes 141 amino acids. Gene Ontology annotation, molecular function: deaminase activity. NCBI's taxonomy places the organism in Eukaryota, Fungi, Ascomycota, Pichiomycetes, Pichiales, Pichiaceae. Gene Ontology annotation, cellular component: cytosol. The record is from RefSeq and is a predicted model, not a curated record. The transcript has a single exon.
AUGUCUAACUUAUCAAAAUUCGGAUUGAAGACUUCCAACCCAGCGGGAAUUCUUACUACCAGUGCCGCUGAUUACCAAAUCAGUCAAGCAGUCCGUAUUCCAGCUGGUAAAACCACUGUGGAGACUUCUGGUCAAAUUGGUAUUGAUGAGGAGGGAAAACUCCCAGCUGACCUGAAGACUGAGAUCUUCAAUGCUUUUAAGAACGUGGACACCGUUCUCAAGAAUGCUGGUGUUGCUGACGGUUUCAAGUCUGUCUACCACGCUAUCAUCUACCAGACCAUCUUCACCGAGGAAUCUCAUGGAUACGUUGCUGAUGCUGCUAGCAUUUAUUUCGGUGAGGACAAGCCUACUUCCACCGGUGUGAAGGUUAUGGAGUUGUCAAUGGGAGCUCGCAUUGAGAUUGAAGUAAGGGCUGUUGCCGAAUAA